CGGGGCCGGGAGGGGCGGGGCGGACGCAGAGUCGCGUUUAGUCUAGCGCAGCGGUCGCGAGCGCUCUGGGUAUCCUGUGCUGUGCCGCGCAGUUCGGCAGCAGCAGCCGCGGAGGAGUAGCCGCCGUGGGAGGGAGCCAUGAAGCACUACGAGGUGGAGAUUCUGGAUGCAAAGACAAGGGAGAAGCUGUGUUUCCUGGACAAGGUGGAGCCCCACGCCACCAUUGCGGAGAUCAAGAACCUCUUCACCAAGACCCAUCCGCAGUGGUACCCCGCCCGCCAGUCCCUCCGCCUGGACCCCAAGGGCAAGUCCCUGAAGGAUGAGGAUGUUCUACAGAAGCUGCCCGUGGGCACCACGGCCACGCUCUACUUCCGGGACCUGGGGGCCCAGAUUAGCUGGGUGACGGUCUUCCUAACAGAGUACGCGGGGCCCCUUUUCAUCUACCUGCUCUUUUACUUCCGAGUGCCCUUCAUCUAUGGCCACAAAUAUGACUUCACGUCCAGUCGGCACACGGUGGUGCACCUCGCCUGCAUCUGCCACUCAUUCCACUACGUCAAGCGCCUGCUGGAGACGCUCUUCGUGCACCGUUUCUCCCAUGGCACCAUGCCUUUGCGCAACAUCUUCAAGAACUGCACCUACUACUGGGGCUUCGCCGCGUGGAUGGCCUAUUACAUCAACCACCCUCUUUACACGCCGCCUAGUAAGUGGCCUCAGACCGUCCUUCCCUCCCCCACGGCCCCCACCCACCGGGUCCUCCCCUCAUGGGCCUCCCCUCGCUGCUUCCUCUGCAGCCUACGGAGCUCAGCAGGUGAAACUGGCGCUCGCCAUCUUUGUGAUCUGCCAGCUUGGCAACUUCUCCAUCCACAUGGCCCUGCGGGACCUGCGGCCCGCUGGGUCCAAGACCCGGAAGAUCCCAUACCCCACCAAGAACCCCUUCACGUGGCUCUUCCUGCUGGUGUCCUGCCCCAACUACACCUACGAGGUGGGGUCCUGGAUCGGUUUCGCCAUCAUGACGCAGUGUCUCCCAGUGGCCCUGUUCUCCCUGGUGGGCUUCACCCAGAUGACCAUCUGGGCCAAGGGCAAGCACCGCAGCUACCUGAAGGAGUUCCGGGACUACCCGCCCCUGCGUAUGCCCAUCAUCCCCUUCCUGCUCUGAGCGCUCGCCCCUGCUGGGGCUCAGCCCCUCACCGGGUGGCAUUCUGGGGGAGGAGUGGGGCCCACAGCUCUCCAGCACCCGGAAUAAACCCCGCCUGCCCCUGUCGGACUCGGGCUUCGUGUGUUUCUGUCCGAGGUUGGGGACCACCACAUGCCCCUCGCUCUCUCCCCACCCUCGCGUUGGCGCCGUAAGAGGGGACUCUGG
Messenger RNA from Chlorocebus sabaeus (green monkey), 1360 nucleotides. NCBI's taxonomy places the organism in Eukaryota, Metazoa, Chordata, Mammalia, Primates, Cercopithecidae. The record is from RefSeq and is a predicted model, not a curated record.